AUGUCCUCGGAGGAAUCGUACGCUCCCCAGAGCAGCCGUCAGUCCAGCGACGGUACCCUGAGCGAGCAUGCAGCCAGCGACGGCGCCCACACGGCCAUGACCAGCAUCAUUGACACGGACGAAGAGAUUCGUUCUCGGGACUCCGAGUUCGACGAGGAAGAACUCGACAUCAUAUCCAUCUAUCCCGCCAUGCAUUACCCUCAUGCUGCCGGUACCAACGCCCAGGACAUGCACUUUUCACCAAACCAUUCCCACACGGCGAAUUCUGACAUCGCCGCGUCCACGCGGUCAUUGUGGGCACAAGACCUCGACUAUCGAGACAUCCACGGCCGUCGUUACUGCCGCGAAUACUUCAUGCCCAACGACGAGAUUGAGCAAUUACGACUAGCCUUGCAACACCAAGUAUUCGUCCACGUCAUGGACGGCGAGUACACCUUGGCUCCGAUCCAAGACCCCACCCAUAUCCUCGACGUUGGCACUGGAACUGGCGAGUGGGCUAUUAGAAUGGCCGAGCUCUCACCUCGGUGUGAGGUUAUUGGGACAGAUAUCUCCGCCAUCGCCGAGACGAGGAGCGUCCCCAUGAACGUCUUUUUCGAAAUCGAAGAUGCCGAGGACUGGGACCGCCUUCCCGACAUGUACGAUCUCAUCCACUUUCGCGGUAUGGAGGGGGCCUUCCAAAACUGGAGAUUUAUUUACGACAACGCCUUUUACUCACUCAAGCCUGGAGGCUGGGUGGAGGUACAAGACUUUGACAGUGCGGAGGGAUUCAUACAGUUUGUGGACAUGUUCCCCCCUGAGUCGCCCAUGCGCGCCAUAACUGGCGAUCUCGAAGAAGCCGCCAACAGAUCGGGUCGCCCUCGAGGCACCAGCCACCUAGACCCCCGACUGUUUAUGGAAGCGGGUUUUGUCGAUGUCCGGGUGACCGAGUACGUCAUCCCUAUUACCGUGGCGGAGAAGUCAGCUGGCAAGAUAUGGCUCAUCUCGUGUCUUGAUGCCCUCGAGGCCAAUUGCCUAAGGCUAUUGACUGAACACAUGGGGUGGGAUCCCGAGAAGUGCAAGGCGGCUUGUGAGGCAGCUGCUCGAGAAAUGGCCAAUCUGGCCAAGAAUCCAGAAAAGUCGAAGGGGCUUCAAAUCAAGAUGCGUGUCAUUAUUGCAAGAAAGCCACUCGACAGCCAACCCACUGACCUAGCUGCGGUGCUUGGGCGGCCGAUCUCGCCGACGACGACAGAGUACGUUCCCGAAGACAGCCCAGACCCGACUCUCCAUGCGGGCGAUGAGGAUGCAAUGUCGGUGGUCAUUCCACCGCCGAGAGAAACCACCAACAUGGGGCCAACUUAA
Molecule: messenger RNA, 1338 nt
Organism: Ilyonectria robusta
Lineage: Eukaryota; Fungi; Ascomycota; Sordariomycetes; Hypocreales; Nectriaceae
Product: S-adenosyl-L-methionine-dependent methyltransferase
Exons: 2
Coding region: 1-1338 (445 amino acids)
Molecular function (GO): methyltransferase activity
Source: RefSeq, a predicted model, not a curated record